Symbiodinium sp. CCMP2456 is the source of this 260-nucleotide messenger RNA. The record is from the annotation of a GenBank genome assembly. Lineage: Eukaryota; Dinophyceae; Suessiales; Symbiodiniaceae.
GCCUGACUGGGGGUGGCCGUCGACGAUGCUUCACCUGCGCGGGCGAGGACCAGCUGGCAGAUCCGGAACAUUGCUGGGGAGGGUUCAUCUCACGAUCUCCGCAUGCUUGCGCUGCACCUCCGCGGGGCAUGCAGAUCCUCGUCGGCACCGCCCCCGUUGAUGCCGCGUCAGGAGGAGUCGGCACGGGAGUGCUCUCGGGAAGUCCCCCUACAGAUGCAUCGGAAAGCCCGGAGCCACAACUGGCGUGGCCGACGCCAUAG